AGGAGAAGAAGAUGGCGGAUUUGUCCAUCCUGGCCUUCUCCAUGAUUGUGGGCGCCGUCGCCAGGUCUCCGGUGCUGGCGACUUACCGCCAGCACCCCGGGCUGCAGCAACGGCUCCGAGACUGCCGAGUGGACUUGAGCUUUGCCCUCCAUCGCGGAUGGGCCAUUGAGGGAGCUGUUGGCAGCGACUUUAAGAUCGAUGCCUCGUACAUCUCACCCAAUGUGAGUGUUGCCAGUAGCAUCGAGCACGCAACUAGGCAGUAUGGCAUCAGGAUCCUGGUGUCCGAGACGGUCAGAGAGAUCUUGAGCAAGGAGGUGAGCGCAAAGCUUCGGCUCAUCGACAAGGUCACCAUCAAGGGCUCCCGGGUGCCUUUGGAGCUGAGCUGUCUGGAUCUCGACUUCCGUCGGGUGCAGGUGGAGGACCGCCCGGAGCUUCCCAUUGUGUGGAACUCCCGGUAUCGCUUCAAGUCCCGGCAUGCCAUCGAGGUUCGGAAGAACCAUCUCUGGACUGACCAAUUCUCCAAGGCACACAUCAUGAAUAAGGACCCUCACUUCCAGGAGAUGCGCACGGAGUAUACCACCGUGUUCAUGCAGACCUUCAACAUGGGGUACCAGAACUACUCCCAGGGAGAGUGGCAAGUUGCGAAGAACCUGCUCACCAAAACGCUCUCCAUGCGGGGGGAGAAGGAUGGGCCCAGCGAGGCGUUGCUCAGAUUCAUGGAGAAGGACAACUUCAAGGCGCCCGAUGGUUGGCGAGGCAUCCAUGCGCUGGAGGAGGCGUAAAAGAGGCACCGCAGAUUUCACGUGCGGCUCUCUUGCAAUCAGAGUCAAUGAUCACAAAGCUGCCGCACCCGCGUGACAGUGCUUCAUUCACAACAGCUUACUUCGAGCGAGUGGGCCGAUGCAGCAUCCAACAAAGGUAACGUCUAAAUGUCGACCCCGGAUUCAUAAA
Effrenium voratum is the source of this 951-nucleotide messenger RNA. The record is from the annotation of a GenBank genome assembly. NCBI's taxonomy places the organism in Eukaryota, Dinophyceae, Suessiales, Symbiodiniaceae.